GAAAAUGAAAAUAUGAAACAGUCACUAUAAAUGAGAAAAGUGAAGAUAAACCGGUACGCUGUAUGAGUGGCCAUGGUGGCCGCGAAACAAACAAGAAACAAAAACGCAGUAAAGCUAUAACCAAAUUCAGCUUCGCUCCGCCACCAUGUCGUCCUCGCUUUCCCUCUCCUCUCUAUCUUCCAUCACCCACCACCGUCCCCUCCGCCGCCUCGGCCGCCACGUGCCAUCCCCAAUCCCAUCACACUCCGUCAAAUGCUCCGCCAACAACAACAAACCCCCGACCACCAAGCCGGCCUCAUGGGUUAGCCCCGACUGGCUCACCUCCCUCACGAAAUCCCUCACGACGUUCGGCCCCAAGGACGAUUCCACCAUCCCCGUCGCCGCCGCGAAGCUGGAGGACGUGUCGGACCUCCUCGGCGGGGCCCUCUUCCUGCCGCUCUUCAAAUGGAUGAAAGAGUACGGGCCCAUCUACCGCCUCGCCGCUGGGCCAAGGAAUUUCGUGAUCGUCAGUGACCCGGCCAUUGCCAAGCACGUGCUGAGGAACUAUGGCACGAAAUAUGCCAAGGGGCUUGUUGCAGAGGUUUCCGAGUUCCUGUUUGGCUCCGGCUUCGCAAUUGCCGAAGGCUCUCUUUGGACGGUAAGGCGGAGGGCCGUGGUCCCAUCUCUUCACAAGAAGUACUUGUCGGUAAUAGUUGAACGGGUCUUUUGCAGAUGUGCCGAGCAACUAGUCGAGAAGCUAAAGCCGGACAUGCUUAGUGGCUCUGCUGUAAAUAUGGAGGAAAAAUUUUCACAGCUCACUCUCGAUGUUAUCGGGCUUGCAUUGUUCAAUUAUAAUUUCGACUCUCUCACGGCCAAUAGUCCGGUUAUUGAUGCAGUUUAUACUGCUCUAAAGGAGGCAGAGCUACGCUCGACUGAUCUACUGCCAUAUUGGAAGGCAGGUGUUAUUCCUCGACUUAGGAGAACAAUAAAUGCUUUGUGUAAAGUCAUUCCUAGACAAAUUAAGGCUGAAAAAGCUGUGUCUCUAAUAAGACAAAACGUUGAGGAACUGAUUGGAAAGUGUAGAGAGAUAGUGGAGAGUGAGGGCGAGAGGAUAAACGAGGAGGAAUAUGUGAAUGAUACAGAUCCAAGCAUCCUUCGGUUUUUGCUUGCUAGCCGGGAAGAGGUUUCGAGCACCCAAUUGAGAGAUGAUCUUUUGUCCAUGUUAGUUGCCGGUCAUGAAACGACUGGAUCAGUGUUAACUUGGACGGCUUAUCUGCUUAGUAAGGACCCAUCAUCUUUAAGGAAAGCACAAGAGGAAGUCGAUAGAGUUUUACAGGGCCAGCUUCCCACAUACGAAGAUAUAAAGAAUCUGAAGUUCUUGACCCGCUGUAUAAUGGAGUCUAUGCGUCUAUAUCCUCAUCCACCUGUCUUGUUACGAAGAGCUGAGGUGGCAGAUGUGCUACCUGGCAACUACAAGGUCAAUGCAGGUCAAGAUAUCAUGAUCUCCGUGUACAAUAUCCAUCACUCUUCACAGGUUUGGGAAAGUGCAGAUGAGUUUGUGCCGGAAAGAUAUGAUUUAGAAGGCCCGGUUCCUAACGAAACAAAUACGGAGUUUAGAUUUAUCCCGUUCAGUGGGGGCCCGCGUAAAUGUGUUGGAGAUCAAUUCGCUUUACUUGAAGCCAUUGUAUCUCUUGCCGUAUUUUUGCAGCACUUGAGCUUCGAGUUAGUCCCUGACCAAACUAUCGGCAUGACUACUGGAGCCACUAUACACACAACAAACUUUGGUCUCGGUUUCCCUACUCUUUGGGCUUCAUCCUCGGCCCAACCCACAAAGGUUAAUAGGCCAGGCUUUGCCAUCAAUGAAGUGCCAAAAGGAUGGGACAGGCUAUUUGUGACUUUAAUUCAUGUGGAAACAGGAAGAACAAUGGCAAAAUUGGGAAAAGCACUUGUUAGAAAUGGUAGCUGCCAAUGGAUAGAUACAAUAUCUGAAUCUAUCUCCAUCACAAGAGAUGAUUCUUCUAAAGAAUAUGAAGAAUGCCUGGUCAAGCUGAUUUUGUCCAUGGGCUCAACAAGAUCCAGCAUUCUUGGAGAAGCAAAUAUAAAUCUGGGACAGUUUGCAAGUUCAAGAGUCUCAAGUGCAGUUUCACAGUCUCUAAAGAAAUGCAUUUAUGGGACAAUUUUGCAGAUUUUCUGCACGUCCAGGGAUGAAGAGUCAAAAAGCUCAAGCUUUCGAGAAAAAGAUCGACACUUGCUCAAUCACGAAAUCGACACCAAUUUAUACACAUCCGAUAAUCCAAGCGAAAGUACUCCGAGGGCUGCUGACCUGGCAGCGACCUCAAGUCCUAGAAAGUUAGAUAGCAAGGAAACAAGUCAAACCUCGCCUAUUGAGUCAAUGGAGGGGUCCAUUUUGGGAGAAAAUCUAUCGACCCAACGUUCGUUCGAGAGUGAAAAGUGUAAAUUUUUUGGAAAUCAAGUAGAGGGCAUCUACGACAUUGCUUCCUCAAAGAACCUUCUAGAAGCUUCCGAACGCACGGCCGAAGCCAAAAUGUGGGAGAGGAACGCGAGGAAGCUAAUGGUUGAUUUGGACCUAUCGAGAAAAGAACUUUCCGAUGUCUCGAAAAAACACUCGGAAUUAACAAUCGAGCUGUCGGCCGCGCGUGCUGAGCACGACAGCCUAAAUAGAGAAGUGGAGAAGUUAAAGCUCGAGUUGAAAAAAUCGAGCGAGAAUCAGUGUACUCAAGAUAUGAUCGCCAAAUCCGAAAAUCUGAGUCAGAUGCAGAAGGUAUUGGAAAAUGAAAUGAAAUAUCAGCAAGAUUUAAAUGAAAAUAUCGGUCACCAACUUAAAAUAAGCCAGGAGUCGAAUAUCGAGCUUGUUUCUGUUCUUCAAGAGCUUGAGCAGACCAUAGAACAACAGAGGAUCGAGAUAGAGAAGCUUUCGUCUCUAAAGAAAUUGGAAGCCGAUUUUAAGUUGCUCGAGCAAGUCUUGAGAGAUAAAACCGAUGAUUUGGAUAACGAGCGAAGGUCGAACAGAGAAAAUCUGUUGCUUCUCGAAAAAGAUUUCGAAUUUAAGUUAUCUGCAAAAGAAGAGGAGAUUGCGAGUUUAGAGGCAACUUUGUCGGGUUAUGUUAAGGGCGAUCAUUUCGAGGCGUUGGAUGAUAAUAACGAGAACAAUUCGGAUCUCGUUAGAGAAAACGAAAUGUUGAGAGGAAAAAUUCGAGAGUUGGAAAAGGAUUGUGGGGAGCUCACGGAUGAGAAUCUCGAGCUUUUGUUCAAGCUCAAGGAUUUGAAAAAAAUCGCGGGAAUCGAAAAAUGUUCUUUUGACUCGAAUGUUUGUCCGAGUGACGAGUCCGAAGCAAGUGAGAAUAAAUUUCGAGUUUCAGUUAAAACCGAGGUUGAGAAGAAUUUAGAAGCGUUAGAAAGAAAAAAGAACGAGUUGGAAAGUGAUUUAUCGGGAAUGCAGGAAGAAAAUGUUCGGUUAUGGGAGAAUGUAUCGGGUCUGGAAAGUCAAAUUACGCGAUUGAAAGACGAAUGUAUGAAAGAAAGAGAGCAUUCGAAAUCUUUGGCUAAGAGUCUUAAGGACGAUAUUGAGAAACUCAAAAGAAAAUCCCAAGAUUUGGAGAGUCAACUGUCCAGAGCUCAAGAAGAGUGUGAGUACCUUAAAGAGGAGAAUAUAAAUUUACAGAACUCAAAUACGAAAGCCUCUCGUGAAAUUUCGCAUCUGAUAGACGACAAGGCUAAGCUUCGAGAUUCACUUCAGGAAGCUCGGUCGAAAACCGAGCUCAUCGAAGAUAAACUGAAAGCGGCAGUGCGAGAAUAUGAGUUAAAAAUUGAAGAUUUGACAGGUCAGCUAGCUUCUUCUGAACAAAGUCACAAGAAUCUGGUGGCUGAACAUGAAAAUUACAAAAUAAGUGAAGAGAAAUUGAAGAUUGAACUGAAUGAGCUCGAAUCAAAUCGUACAAUGUCCGAACAUGAAAGGCAGACAAUUAUGAAAGAAAUGGAUACUUUGAAGGCUCAAAUGCAAGAUGAAAUUUCAAUCUUAAAAGAUGAGCUCGAAAGAUGUAAAGCUGAUAAGGGAAAACUAGAGCAUUCGCUGAAGAUAGUUUCUAAUGAUUCGGAAGAAUUCGAGGCCGAAAAUUUAUUGCUUCGUGAAAAAAUAUCGAUUUUUCAAGAUGCUAUUUCUGAUUUCGAUGAAUGCAAGAGAAGUACAUUAGUCCUACAAGAAAAGCUUCGUCAAGUGGAGAGCGCGAAAGAGACAGUUUCCACCAAGAAUGAAGAACUUAAUGACGAGCUGCGCAAUAUAAAGGAAGAAAACGAGCGAUUUCGGAUGAAGGUUCGUAGACUCGAGGAGGAGAAUAUCGAGAGCUUAAAGAAAUCACAAGCACUUGAAGAGGAACUAAAGUUGAUGAAGGAGAGGGAUAAUAAUAAUAAACUUCAUAAAGAGGGCGCAAAAAGUCGUAACUCAGCAGGUCACAAGUACAAUUCUGUUUCUUCUAAAAAGCCAUCUACUAAUGGUGAGGUAGUGACAAAGGAAAGGUACGAAAGAACAAAAUCAUCACUCGAGACCGAGCUCAGAGAACUCAAAGAACGCUACUUGCAAAUGAGCUUAAAGUAUGCAGAAGUCGAGUCCCAACGUGAGGAUCUUGUUAUGAAGCUCAAAGCAAGCAGAGGAGGAAGAAAGUGGUUCACGUGAAAUCAGAUUUAUCACAAUUUCCAUAAGUGUCCCUAUACAAAAAUUUGAGUUAUACAAUGUAUAUACUGUUAGUUAGCACUCCCAGCUUAACCAGAGGUCUCGAGUUCGAGCCCUGAGAAUGCAGUUGUGUUAAAACUCUUGAGGUAGAGCUUUGCAGCCCUUGUGGUCCUACCCGGCUCGAUUUCGGAUUAGUCGGUCCCCUAGGGGAUUCGGAAACCGGAAGGUUCAUUGUACCAAAAAAAAUUAAAAAGUCUUUCACA
Molecule: messenger RNA, 4929 nt
Organism: Striga asiatica
Lineage: Eukaryota; Viridiplantae; Streptophyta; Magnoliopsida; Lamiales; Orobanchaceae
Source: the annotation of a GenBank genome assembly